GGAAUAAGUAUGACGAGAGGAGAUGCGAGCAUGCAACUGGUAUCGGUUCCUUGUGUUGUGCAUGCUCGCUGCGGCUCUCCUGGGAGUCCUCAACCUCUACUUCGGUCAGCCUCCGCCGGAGCCGUGCGGGUGCGACUGCACGCAGGCCCUGGCAAGGCAGCGAGCCGAGCUCAAGGUCUUCUACGAGCAUGAGAUCGAGACGAAGGAAAAGAAAAUCAAGCAGUUGGCGGAGUCUGCAUCGGCUCUGCGUGACUCUAUGAAGACAGCUGAGGUGGAAAUAGUAGAGGAGGGGACGGGGCGUCACCGGUUGGCGGUAUUAGUGCCGUUCAGGAACAGACAUGAAGAACUCCAAGAGUUUGUGCCGCACAUCCACCGGUUUCUGUCCAGACAGAGUGUCCUUCAUGACAUAUGGAUCAUAAACCAGGCCGACUCCUACAGGUUCAACAGAGCCAGUCUCCUCAAUGCUGGGUUUCUCAUGAGUCGCGAUCGCUGUGACUACAUCGUCAUGCACGACGUGGACCUCUUGCCCGACAACGACCAGCUACAGUACAGCUACCCUUCCUCCGGACCCUAUCACAUCUCCUCUCCCUCCCUCCACCCUCUCUACCACUACAAGACCUUCGUUGGUGGUGUCCUGUCACUCACACGGGGACAGUUUGAGCAGGUGAACGGGAUGUCAAACCUGUUCUGGGGCUGGGGGAGGGAGGACGACGAGUUCUACCAACGAAUGAAGGAAGCCGGAAUGACAAUUCAGUACCCGACUGGGAUAACCACGGGCUACAACACCUUCAGACACAACCACGACAAAAAGAAGAGACCUCGUGACCAGGAGUCAUACUACAGCAAACAAAUAAAGAGCGUAAUGAAAGAUCGCUCCUCUGGACUAAGCUCACUUCAAUACACUCUAGUCUCUCACGUGAACAUGACUAUUAACAAUGCUCCGUUUCACUUUGUCAGCAUUGAGUUGCACUGCGAUCCCGAUGUCACCCCAGCCUGCGUCAGCAAACAAAGAUAGUGUCGUGUAACUCUGAUUUUUAUACUAUUAGAAAUUUUGACUGUUUGAGCUGCCGAAAGAGCAUGCUGAUUAAUUGACGAGUUGUGAGUGUGUUUUGGGUAUUUCAGGUUUGAGUGCUGACAGAAGUAAAGGCUUUGGAACAAAAAUAAUGACGGACAAGAUUGGUACUCAACUGAUUGAUUACAGGAUAAGAGUAAAAUGAUGAGUAAAUGAUCAAUGGGAGGAGUCUGCCGAGAGGUCAAAGAGUUCGUUGGUCGUGAGUUGAUGGGGUCGGAGUACAGCCAGUCGGUCCUGAAGGACUGAGAGGAGGGGCAAAGGGCGGGGCUUGCUCAAGACGAGAGAAGGGAGGUACGCGUCGGCGGAGCUGCAGAGGUUCGAGAGGUGUUUGAGCGACUUGGAGACUUGAGUGAGGUUCCGUCCGAGUGUCGAUUGUCGUUGGGAGGCCUCUCUCCUCACACAGUCCAGGAGCUGGGCAAAUAUCUCCCGACUGGAAGAGCAGGCGUCUUUGACGCUGUUUGUGAGCGUGCGGAUACGUCCGAGGUCAGAGGAGCCAGCGAGAGCCUCGUCAACAAUGUCUCUGGCCAUGCAUAUGGCUGCGAGAUCUCGCUUGGUGAGGGUGGCAGAGUUUGGGAGACAAAACUGCACGUGGAGUGGCGAGGAUGACUGCUGCAGAAGUUUCAUCUUCAGGCGAAACGAAAGUCCGGCGAGGGUGGCUAGAAACACCUGCCCAAAGUGACUGGCCAGCGGUAUCUCUCUGCUGGUUUCCGUGAGGUGCGGAUCGUCCGCCCCCAUCAUUAUCAUCUGGCUAGCAGCUCCAUCCACGCACUGGAAGUUGGCCGUGCGUGGGAGGGGACAACGCCUGACGUGGAGCUUUCCGUAUGAAUAUGAGAGACCCUGUCGACGGAGGAGACUGGAGUGGCCGGUGAUCAUGGGGAGGUGGGACGGGGCGUCUUUCUCUAGUUUUUUCAGAACUGUUCUCUGAGCCUUCUGGAGGGUCCAAUCGACCGGGAGAACUGUGCCGGGGCUCACUAGAUGUCUGCCGGAGUACAGCUCUGGGGGAACCUCAACGAGGGGUUCGUUGCCACAGAUGUGGCGGAGGAUGAUCUUACUUCCCUGGCCGUGUGUUACAUAGGACUCCAGGGACUCCGGGGCUGGCGUGCUGAGAAACAGCAGCAUGCUUGACUCCUGAGACCUGUCUUGCUCAUCGCCCCUGAAGUGAUUGACAAUAUCAUCGGCAGUCAAUUUCGUGAGGUCGCAGUGUGGAAACACCACCAGUUUUCCUCGAUACGACUCUCUGAACGGAGGGAGGCUUUGAUUAUAGUUGUCUCCGUCGGAGGAGCUGGAGUCCCAGUAAUCAAAAGAGACUUCGAGCAGUUCAAAGAUCCUCUGCC
This is a messenger RNA of Geodia barretti, 2406 nucleotides long. Lineage: Eukaryota; Metazoa; Porifera; Demospongiae; Tetractinellida; Geodiidae. The record is from the annotation of a GenBank genome assembly.